Molecule: messenger RNA, 414 nt
Organism: Pelobates cultripes (western spadefoot toad)
Lineage: Eukaryota; Metazoa; Chordata; Amphibia; Anura; Pelobatidae
Source: the annotation of a GenBank genome assembly
AUGUCAACUUCAUUGUCGCAAACUAUUACCCAGGCCCUUAUACAGGCCCAACGGUCAGCUCAACUGACCGUUCAGUCGACUGCAUCUUUAUUGGCACCUGCCCCACAAUACUGUAAAGCUACGGCCAAAUCUAAGCAUGCUUCCAAAAAUGAUAUGAUGGACAGUUUACGUACUGUCACAGAUGGCGCGUCAUUACCAUUGCGCAAAAGAACGACUAGCCGUGCAAAAUCGUCUAGGUUGUGGAAACGGGCAAGAGCCCAACUAGAUUCGUCUGGCCUUAGCGACAUUGAGGAGGAAUUUGAUGAAUCCAUUAUGGGCGUCUCAGACGACCAGUUCGUACCAGAAUCCGGCAGUGCUAAAGGAAAGGCAACAACCACAGCACAUUCCCGGCUACGAUUUCCGGGGCCCAGGUAA